Messenger RNA from Lepidothrix coronata (blue-crowned manakin), 1104 nucleotides. Its product is annotated as proline-rich protein 2-like. NCBI's taxonomy places the organism in Eukaryota, Metazoa, Chordata, Aves, Passeriformes, Pipridae. The transcript is spliced from 2 exons. The record is from RefSeq and is a predicted model, not a curated record. The coding region runs from base 1 to 1104 and encodes 367 amino acids.
AUGGAGACUUUUUCACUUCUGACGCCCACUCACUUCUGCGCGCACACACCUGCUGGGACACUCAUCUCCUCCCUGUCCCGCCCAGAGCAGGCAGACCAAAGUCCCUGGCGGCUGUCAGACCACUCAGACCAGCCCCACGAGAUGCCUCCAGCCCCUCGCCCCCGAGGCUGCCCCCGCGGAGGUGCCGACCCAGUGCUGGACCCACGCAGCUCACCUGCCCCAGGUACUGCAGCACGGGGGAACCGGCGGGGCCGUGGCCCUGUCACUCUCCUGCACCUGCGAGGCAGGUGGCAGCCAUCCGAGCGCCAGCUGGGACGCGUCCCACACUCGUGCCAUCGCGUGGCCCACGGGAGCUCCCUGGGGCCGCAGCCGGCCCCGCACCGGCGAGACCCACCGGCGGCGCCCAGUCCACGACACAGAGGGACUGAUGAGUUGUCACGACUCCAAACUCCUCCAGAGCCCCGUCGCCUCCUGUCCUCAGUCUGUGCCUGCCCGCCCCCGCUGCCUCCGUUCGGGAGCCGCAGCCACCAUCGCAAAGGGACACCCACGGCGGCGGCUCUGACGGGAAAAUCCCCUGAUAACGUAACACAACUGGAGACCACUCCGGACGCAGCUCGCACCGCCCUUCAGCCGCAAAGUUGUAAAUACACUUUCGCAGCCGCUGCCGCGCGUUGGGACCAACUGCCGCCCGGCGGAGCACGGAGCCUCUCCCGGCUCGGCGGGCAGCGCACAUCCGUCCGAGCGCCCUCGCCCGCACCAUCCCCUCGCCCCGGGUGGCGGGCGCAGCCAGGCGCUCCGCGGGUCCCGCCGCCCGCAGCCGCACAGCGCCCACGGGCUCCACUGGGACCGCUCCCCGCACCCGGGACCCAUCUCCGCCUCCUUUGUCCCCCGGCAGCUCACCGGGACGGCGCCCGCCUCCCUGCUGCCGCAGGGACCUCGGAGGGACACGGGCGCCCCAGGACCCCCCUGCGCCGCUGUCCCGACGGCGGAGCCCGUGCACUUACCGUGGGGUGGCCCCGGCCGCGAAGCUCCGCCGUCCCCUCCGAUGCAGCAUCCAGCGCACGCCGGAGCCCUGGAGGAGGACCGGCGGUGGGGCGGACCUAG